AAAUAUAAUCUCAGUAAUUUAUAUCCAAUUUAAUACGAUAGUUAUUAUGCAUAUUUAUUUAUUCGUAUUACUCACUCCAUCACCAAUAACCUCUGCCAAGUUCUCUUUCUCUCUCCGUCGGCGAUGCAGAGGCUAUCCAUAGACGCAUCAGCUUCGAAGCUCCAAAGCUACGAUAUCAAUGACUCCAAGCGGAAAGAAUCACUCUCCUCUCCUCCUCCCCCUUCUUCGUCGUCAUCGUCCGCCGCAGAUUACGACGAUCACGACCUCAAGGACGUUAAGCUCAGACGGUUAUCGUCGCCUCAUCAGAAACGCGAGAACCUCGUCCACUUCAUCCCCGUCCUCACUCUAAUCUGCUUCGUCAUCCUCUACCUCUCUUCUCACGCUCCCUCGCAAUCAGAUUUGGCUCAGUUUAACGGAUUCAUGCGUUCAUCGAAGCGUCUAGAAUCCGACGAGGAUGGCGAAAUCUCUGGGUUGAUGAUCGGUACCGACGCUUCGGUGGCUAUCCGGAGUAGCAUAAGGAAGUUGAGAGAGACGGAAUCGCUUCCCCGCCGCCGAACCUCUCACCGGAAAACUGCUGACUUCUAGCUUUUUUCAUCGUCUUCUACAGUUUUCUUGUGGUUUUUGUUCAUUGAAACUCAAAAAAUCGCGAUUCGCGUUUCUGUUAUAACUAAUUGAUAUUUAAAAAAAAUCGAAAUCGCAUCGCCGGUU
Molecule: messenger RNA, 708 nt
Organism: Brassica rapa (field mustard)
Lineage: Eukaryota; Viridiplantae; Streptophyta; Magnoliopsida; Brassicales; Brassicaceae
Source: RefSeq, a predicted model, not a curated record